This is a messenger RNA of Rhea pennata, 2268 nucleotides long. RefSeq names its product WD repeat-containing protein 49-like. Gene Ontology annotation, molecular function: protein binding. The record is from RefSeq and is a predicted model, not a curated record. The transcript is spliced from 22 exons. NCBI's taxonomy places the organism in Eukaryota, Metazoa, Chordata, Aves, Rheiformes, Rheidae. Bases 1 to 2268 code for a protein of 755 amino acids.
AUGAUUCUCUACGGAGACGAUCAGGGCUGUGUCAAUAUUUUGGUCAUGUCCUCUGUGGGAGAACUCUUAAGAACAUGGAAGAAACUACCGAAAGCUGAAAAUCUGCCAAGCAUUUGCCUUGAGAGCGCUAUUCUCUCUCCCACUGUGACUUACAUCCGCUGGAAAGUGCAUGAGGACUGGGUUACACAGCUGAAUUACUAUGACUCCAUAAAAGCCGUGAUUUCUGCCUCCAGCCAUGAGUUGACAGCUUUAGUAAUAGGGUGCACUGUUGGAGCUACCAAUGUUGAGCAGCAGAUGAAAGAAAUACAGGAACCUGGGAAAGGUUCAAAAGGAAGGAAAGGGCAGCUGACGAUGGGAUCUCCUCCAAGGAGAGCCAAAGGGGAUCAAACUGUGUUCCGAGUCCACAAGGGGGUAAAAACAUUUGCAUUCAGUAAGAGGAACAAUCUCCUUGUGACGGGAGGAAUGGAUCGAACCAUCCGGCUGUGGAACCCCUAUGUGCCCAGCCAAUGCACAGGCACGCUCAGAAGCCACACAGCACCGAUCUUUUACCUCCACAUAUCUGAAGAAGAUGCUAAAAUAAUAUCUGUGUCCACAGAUAACACAGUUAAGAUUUGGGAUGCUGAGGACCAGAGCUGCUUGUUUACAGCUUGUUCAAAAGCAAGUGGAAUCAAGGGUGAGCUCUCUGCUUGCCUCUAUGCAGCUGGCACACAAUCACUUUAUGUAGCUGCAGAUGCACUCGCUCUCCUUUACCUGAAACUGAGGCCUCCUCCGGAGCCCCGCUUGGUAGUUUCUCACAUGGAGCCUGUUCUGUGCUGCAAGUACAACAGAGUGUUCAGGCAGGUGGUGAGCUGCUCGGAAGGAUCUGUAAUUAAAGUGUGGGAUUUUGAAACAGGAAAGCAGUUAUUUGAGUUCACCAGUGCUCAUGGAGAGGCAGCAAUCACCUGUUUGACUUUUGAUGACAGUGGAAGAAGACUGGUUACAGGAGGCCGAGAUGGAUGUUUGAAGAUAUGGAAUUACAAUAAUGGGCACUGUCUGCAUACUCUGAAGAGGGAAGGAAAGUGUGACGAGAUCUGUGACUGCACCUAUGCGGAGGUGAACAGGAGCAAGUGUAUUGUAGCUGUUGGAUGGGACAGAAGAAUAAACGUGUACUUUGACUCCACCGAAGAGCUUCAUCAUGUUCAGAAACCUCAGCCCUUUUGGCAGGAUGAUAUAAUCCAAGGUCAUAAAGAGGAUAUCUUGUGUGUUGCUCAUUGUCCACCAACUCUGCUUGCCACAGCUAGUUACGAUGGUGAAAUUAUAGUUUGGAACAUGAGCUCUGGCUGUGUCUUUUGCAAACUUCACACUCCACUUCCUACUGACUGCACUGAGGGAGGAGCUGUAGACACAAGUGUUACCCAAGUUGUAUUUCUAAGGACUCGUGUGACUACACUUAAAUCUGGAGCGGCAACUCUCAUUUCCAAUGGGCCUCAAGGUUCUCUCAACUUCUGGAGUCUGCUCAGCGGAGCCCCACCUCCAGCAAGCUUCAUACCUUCUAGAAUGAAAUCUCCAAUCAGCAGCAUAGCCGUCACUCCUGAUGAUACGUUUCUUUACGUGGCCGAUAGUGAUGGUUAUGUGUAUGUCUACAGCAUCAAGGAUUAUGCCCUUGGGAGUCCAGAGCAGGAGCCACCACAAAAUAUGCAUCAUUGGCGAGCACAUAUAAAAAUGGUUGUAUCGUUAGAAGUGAUAGAUGAAGACAGAGUCCUGUUGUCCUCAUCUAUAGAUUGCACAGUCCGCCUGUGGAGUCUGAAUGGAGAAUACAUUGGGACGUUUGGCCAGACGGAACUAUGGGAGGUUUUUACUCCUGCGUCCUGGAAACACCCUAGAAUUCCCUAUGAAAUCCUGACAGACCCCCAAAGCUUGCCCAUUCAUCCAGUGCUAGAAGGACAAUCUUCUGUCUUGCAAAUCAUCAACUCAGAUGAGAAUCCCAAAGCCCAGAAGAAGCCUGUACCUAAGCAUGAAGAAAGCUACCAUUCCAAACAUCCUCACAUUGCUAUUCCUGCUUUGAUUUCAGCAUCAGCAAUGAACAAGUGGCUUUCACAGAUCUCUGGUGAAAGAUUGAAGCACAAGCACUGUAAGAAUUUAAGCAAGUCACUUAUUUGUAAGGGACUGAGCACUUACCACAUCAUUAACUGCUAUGAAGUAGUCAGUGUUCCAGAAAUUCGUGAAAAACUUGAUUUGUCUGUACUUGGUACAGAUUUCUUUUAUGAAGGUUCAUUAGAGGAAAAUUAG